ACCAGAGGGAAAAAAAAAAAAAAGAGAAAAAAACCUACACCAAAUACGCACGCAAAGGGAACAGUUCAGUGGUGUGCCUCCGUUUCUCUGUGUGGAUUGGGAAGUAAUAGAUUGAAGGGAAGGAAGGAAGGAAGGAAGUUUGGUUGAUUGGUGCGAUCUGGUGAAUCCCAUUUGAUCGAUCUGUUCGGAGAGGGAAAGCUUAAAAGGAAAGAUAAGGGGGAUAUGGUGGGAUGAGGGAGUGGAGGAAGGAGGAAAAACGGAGAGGGAGAUGGCCAGAGAAGGCAGAGCCAAAUGGGGCGGUUUUGGUUCGGGUUCGGGUCAGGGCCAGUGCUCGUAUAAAAGAAUCACUCUGAUUGUUUGUUCCGUUAACAUUGUUAUUGCUCUCUAUGUUCUUCGUCAUCUCUACGCUUCUCUCUACAUUUAUUCCAAUAAAGAUAAUGUUGUAAAGUAUACACCAGAUCAGAUUAGGAAAAUGGAAGAAUCAAUGAAGAUUCGAAGAGCCAGUGAACCUGUAGAGCUUGUUAAAUUGGUAAAGCAAUUGAAACAUGAAUUUUCGGGUGAAGAAUCAGUGGCUGAACUGCCGCAGGCUGUUAAGCAUAAGAUAACUGAUGAGAUCCUGCAGAGAUUGAGAAGUUUGAGACCAAAUGCCAAUGCCAGUGAGCAGCAGGAAGUGGUUGAAACCUGGCGCAAGGAGAAACUAAAAGAAGCCAAGAUGUUGGCCCUUGGAGGAGAGGGUUUGAAAUCAACUCUUUCACAAGAGGAAGCAGGGAUGUUAGUAAAAACCUUGGAGUCUAGUUGGGCUAUGCUUUUGGAAGACAUUGGCCUUUGGAUACCCACCGAGAUUAAUAAUAAAGAACAUGAUGAUAAGCCUGAGGGUGUGGAAGAUACUGAUGAGGAUCAAAUUUUAGCUGGGAGGCCUCUUCCACCAGAAUGCCGUGCUGAACUUCAUACGGAUUAUGAUGGUGCUGCUGUUAGAUGGGGUCUUACCCACCGCAAAGAAAGUGCAGCUGAUUGCUGCCAGGCUUGCUUAGAUCAGGCGAAACAUGCAAAGCCCGGUGAAAAGAAAUGCAACAUAUGGGUUUAUUGUCCAUUGGAGGGUGGUUGCUAUUCCCCUGAUAUAUAUGAACACAAACACAUGGAGUGCUGGCUGAAAGCCUCAGAGAAGCCCCGACUGAACUUCAAGGACAGUUAUUCUGAAGCAUAUAGAAACAGCCACCCGACAGCUCCUGUUAUUGUUCCUUGGGUAUCUGGUGUUGUUAGUGUAUGACCGAAUUCCGAUCAACAAGACACGAUGGGCAAUCAAUUCGAGAUUAGCUGACUCUAGCUCUACCGAAAUCUGCACAAUGACCCAUUUACAUCUGAUGAAAAACUUAACCUCUGCUUAUUAGUACCAUAUAUCGUCUCUUUGGUUUUGGAACAACCUAGGGAAAAAGGUGGGGAAGCGGGUGGUGUUACUCCCACCCUACUUCUGACAAGUCAAUUUUUUGUACCAAGAAAUUUAUAUUGGUCAUUGGUGGUCUCAGCACUGAUGAUUUUAAGAUGUGAAAGUCCAGUGCUGGGAUGAGGUUAUAGUAAGACAUGACAAGCUUUUCUUUGUGGAUUAUUAGUUACAGAUGUCAAAAUGGUUCUGUUGUAAGGGGAAAUUGGAAUUUCAUGCACCAACCACUAAGCAUUCACUCGGGUGCAGGACAUUAGAAUGUUGGAUGUGAAUACUUUUAGACCAAUUCUAUUCCACAUAUUAGCUCGCUUAAGCUCUUA
This is a messenger RNA of Theobroma cacao (cacao), 1758 nucleotides long. Its product is annotated as dimethylallyl, adenosine tRNA methylthiotransferase. The record is from RefSeq and is a predicted model, not a curated record. NCBI's taxonomy places the organism in Eukaryota, Viridiplantae, Streptophyta, Magnoliopsida, Malvales, Malvaceae.